GCUGAACUCUGCUCCUGUGAAGGGCUUCGAAAAAGACGUGGGUGGCAAGACAACUCUCCGGAUCACAUAUCCCGAAGGUGCAAUCCAGAAAAUGGAGCAGUAUGAGAAGGAUUCCCUGUUUGUUCUGGCGGGAUUCAAAUGGCAGGAUUUCAAGUGGCUGAAAUACAUUGUUUACAAAGAGAAAGUGAGUGCCUCCGAUGGCUUUUGGAAGUCAGUGGCAACCCGUGUCCCAAGAGAACCUCAUGAGAUACGUAUCCUGAAUCCCUACUUCAUCCAGGAGGCAGCUUUCAGCUUCAUCGGACUGCCUUUCAACAACGGCCUGAUGGGCAGAGGGAACAUCCCCACCUUGGGAAGCGUAGCAAUAACCAUGGCGCUCCACAACUGUGAUGAGGUGGCGGUAGCUGGGUUUGGCUAUGACAUGAGUUCACCCAAUGCACCGCUGCACUACUAUGAGAACAUCAAGAUGUCUGCCAUCAAAGAGUCCUGGACGCACAACAUCCAGCGGGAGAAGGAGUUCCUGCGGAAGCUGGUGAAAGCCCGAGUCAUCACUGACCUAACCGAUUUGA
Eurypyga helias (sunbittern) is the source of this 566-nucleotide messenger RNA. RefSeq names its product ST3 beta-galactoside alpha-2,3-sialyltransferase 3 (gene ST3GAL3). The annotation marks the transcript as partial. Gene Ontology annotation, molecular function: sialyltransferase activity. The transcript has 4 exons. NCBI's taxonomy places the organism in Eukaryota, Metazoa, Chordata, Aves, Eurypygiformes, Eurypygidae. The record is from RefSeq and is a predicted model, not a curated record.